UCAACACUACUAUAUAACAAAUAAUUUGAGGAUGUAUGCUACUAAGUUAGAAGAUUGAUAAUGGGUAAGAAAGGAGGUGGCGGUGGCGGUGGCGGUGGUGGCGCUGCUAAAGGCGGCGGGAAGGGAGGUGGUGGUAAAGGUAAGGGAAAAGCAGAUGCUGGUGCUAGUGCUGCAGCUGAACCAAAAGAGAAGAAAGGUCUAAAUUCGGUGAAAGUUCGCCAUAUUCUGUGCGAGAAACACGCCAAAUCCAUGGAAGCGCUAGCCGAGCUGGAGAAGGGUCUCAAGUUUAACGAAGUAGCUACAAAGUACAGCGAGGAUAAGGCUGGGAGUGGAGGUAAUCUGGGGUGGAUGGUGCGGGGCAGCAUGGUCGGGCCCUUCCAGGACGCCGCGUUCGCACUUCCUAAAAGUACUAUUGCUAAACCGGAUUAUGUUCAAGUUAAGACGAAACAUGGUUAUCACAUAAUCAUGGUGGAGGAUAAGAAGUGAAGUUUUUUGUUGUAAAGUUUUGGUUUUAGAUAAAUUAUUUGUUUUUACUCUUUAGGUAGGAUAAAAUUCUGUUUCUUAAUUGAAAGGACACAAUUAUAUAACAUUUUUUUUGGGGAUUGCUGGGAUUCUCUGUUUGUUUCUGAAUAUAGUUCCCAUUUAAUAUUUAUAAA
Messenger RNA from Bolinopsis microptera, 656 nucleotides. RefSeq names its product peptidyl-prolyl cis-trans isomerase NIMA-interacting 4-like. The record is from RefSeq and is a predicted model, not a curated record. Lineage: Eukaryota; Metazoa; Ctenophora; Tentaculata; Lobata; Bolinopsidae. Gene Ontology annotation, cellular component: nucleus. Gene Ontology annotation, molecular function: peptidyl-prolyl cis-trans isomerase activity; DNA binding. The transcript is spliced from 3 exons. Bases 61 to 486 code for a protein of 141 amino acids. Gene Ontology annotation, biological process: rRNA processing.